AUGGCUUAUCUUAUAGAUCUCAAGACCAUCUGUGUUGGUAUGUACUUUCUAUGUACUAUAUAGGUGUAUGAAGUAGAGAUUGUCACUUGUAGUCUUAAAUGAAAACUCUUGCCUCCGUUUAUAGUGGAUUUGGUUUCUGGAUUUAACGCAGCAUCAGUCGGACAUGAUUCCAAGAUCGAUUGGCUUGAGGUAUCUUGUCACUUUUUCUGUUGAAAUAUGAUUGUUUCUGUUUCCAAUGUUUAACUUAAUUCGCAUUGAGCAAGCUUAGAAUUUUUAAAUAAGCAAAAUUAUAUUCUCUUUCUAGUUGAAUGAAACUGGCCGAAAGCUACUUUACCGGGAUAAAAAGUCCAAG
Molecule: messenger RNA, 352 nt
Organism: Paramuricea clavata
Lineage: Eukaryota; Metazoa; Cnidaria; Anthozoa; Malacalcyonacea; Plexauridae
Source: the annotation of a GenBank genome assembly